Malaya genurostris is the source of this 2044-nucleotide messenger RNA. Its product is annotated as PR domain zinc finger protein 5-like. Bases 135 to 1985 code for a protein of 616 amino acids. Lineage: Eukaryota; Metazoa; Arthropoda; Insecta; Diptera; Culicidae. Gene Ontology annotation, molecular function: DNA-binding transcription factor activity, RNA polymerase II-specific; RNA polymerase II cis-regulatory region sequence-specific DNA binding; zinc ion binding. Gene Ontology annotation, cellular component: nucleus. Gene Ontology annotation, biological process: regulation of transcription by RNA polymerase II. The record is from RefSeq and is a predicted model, not a curated record. The transcript has 6 exons.
AAUAUCGCAUCGAAUUCGAAAGGCGAUAUCCAUUGUGUACGCCGAGGGAUUCUUUCUCAGAACGAAAACACUGUAUACCAAACAAGUAUAAUUCAUUUAUUGAAUUCGUUUUGAAGUUGUUUAUUUGCUUGAGUAUGACUAUUUUCAAUUUGAAAAGCUUUCCCAAUGUAUGCCGAUUGUGUUUGCAACCGAAGUCGUCAGCCGAGAUGGUUGGCCUUGACAGUUAUCGCCCACAGAAUGCUUGUACCAUAAGUGAGAUUCUAGAAGAAAUAACUUUCAAAAUUUCUUUUGAAAUAUCUUGCUAUAUGCCCAUGGAAAUUUGCGAGCAAUGUUUGGAUGUUUUGGAAUUCUUUUUCAAAUACAAAAGGAAACUGGACCUAAUUCAACAAUUUUCGAGUACUUUAGCAGAAGUGAAAUCCGGUAACCAAGAACCUUUGCGAACAUUGUUCGAAAACGAGGAGGAACGUUUACAUUUACUGUUCAGAGAUUUGGAUCUUUGUAGUAAAGAAAAUGUUACCGUUGAUGAUUUGCUUGGGGAGUUCUCUGAGUACGACCUUGCUACAACUGUCUGCGUCAAGGUUGAGGACGAUAAUGAAGAUUUAUACGAACUGUGUUUUAGUACUGAACUACUGGGAGAACAAAGUAAUGCGGACGGUGAACAGGAUACCGAGUCGCCUAGUUUCUUAGGUGAAUUUCAAAAAUCUCUAGAAGAUCAACCGACAGAAGUGAAGCCAAUAGAGAUCACAUUUGAACCAGAGAAAUCUGCUAAAUCGGAUUUGGAGGAGGAUCUAAAGUCGGUAUAUACAGUAAUAGAAGAGACAUGCGAUGAUUACGACGAAGAUAAUGAAUGCGACUGGGAUAACGACGAGACGGAUGGACAGCAGCCGGUCAAAAGAAGGCGCCAUCUUCGUUUACCGGAAGAGGAAGCUGAUCUUCAAGAGUGUAAUCUCGAUUGUAAAUUUUGCACUACCUUUCCUUCUCAGUUUGAGAAACACUUAGCUAAAUUGCACACUGAAGCGGUGGAAAUUUUAUCGUGUCAUCGAAAAAGUUGCAAUAGUGAACUGUUCGAUACGGUCGAAUUACUGCGACAGCACAAAAACGAUGCUCACAGCACCCACAUUUGUAUGCUCUGUGGGAAGGUCGUAAAGCAUUUGAUUGCAUUAGAAAAUCAUAUGAAAGGACACGAGAAGGACCGGGAACCAACGAUAAAUUGUACGUUGUGCGACGAAAAAUUUCGAACACAGGUUGAACUGGAGAAACACGCUGUGAAGGUGCACGCGGCAAGAAUUUCUUUCGACUGUCACGAAUGUGGACUGGGUUUCAAACACAAAUUACUAUUGUCACAACAUUUGCUUACUCACUCCGUGGAGCGAAAUUACAACUGUGAACAAUGUGAAAGGUCUUUCAAAACAGCUAACCAUUUGAGACGUCAUAUUCGGACGGUUCACACGGAAGUUCGCUACGUAUGCGAACACUGUCAAAUGUCAUACGGGCGCCGUGACAAGCUACGGAUGCACAUGGAACGAGCACACGAUAUACAAACGUAUUUUGUGUGCGAAAUAUGCUGCACCUCAUUCGAGACAAAUGACAAACUUCAGGAACACAUGGAUCGCCAUGAAAAUCCAAUGGAGUUGGACUGCGGUGUUUGUUUGUUAUCGUGCAGCAAUGCGGAAGAAUUUAAUGACCAUCUUUGUAUCACAUAUCAGGAUGAUUACGUUUGCUGCAAUCGUGACUUUCGCUAUCACUCGUACUACAAUCGGCACAUGUUUCUGACACACGGAGUAAACAUAAAUGCUCGUGUUAAACCAAAGGCUGGAGUGCUCAUGGGAAAGCAAAGAGCAUUGCGGAAACCGGUCGAACGCUGUACCAAGUGCGAGCAAGUUUUCGCCACGCGAAAACUGAAAAAACAACACAUGGAUGUCUGUCAAGGGCAGAUAGUUAUUUUCGAAAUUGAACCCGUAGCCGAUGCCGCUGUUGGAAGUUGAAUAUAGGGAAUUGUUUUAUUUUUCAAUAUAUUGUAUAAUAAAUUUGACUGAUUGUUGUA